This is a messenger RNA of Medicago truncatula (barrel medic), 3130 nucleotides long. Its product is annotated as probable LRR receptor-like serine/threonine-protein kinase At1g05700. The record is from RefSeq and is a predicted model, not a curated record. Gene Ontology annotation, biological process: protein phosphorylation. The transcript has 13 exons. The coding region runs from base 60 to 2870 and encodes 936 amino acids. Gene Ontology annotation, molecular function: ATP binding; protein kinase activity; protein binding. NCBI's taxonomy places the organism in Eukaryota, Viridiplantae, Streptophyta, Magnoliopsida, Fabales, Fabaceae.
UUUUGUGAUGGUGUUUUUUUUUUCCUUCUUAUUCUUCUUGUUCACUAACAUAUGAUUUCAUGCAGACAGAUUACAUGGAAAGAGAACCACCAGAGAUAGUUAUAUUAAUGUUAAAAGCGUGCGUAUUUCUCGCCUUGGUGCCAUUUAUUUGCAUUAGUCAAGCCAAUUCAGAACAACUAGACAAAUCUGUUUCAAGAGAAAUUGCUAACAACGAAAAUCCAGGUUUUAUAAGCAUUGAUUGUGGAUCAAACGUUGAUUACUAUCAUGAUGAAACCGGAAUUUGGUAUAAGACAGACGAAGGGUUUGUGGAAACAGGAGAGAAUCGUAUGACUUCAUCUAGUGUCAAACUAAACUAUCUUUACUUUGGGAAACAAUUAAUAACAUUGAGAUGCUUUCCAGAAGGAGAUAGAAACUGCUACACAUUGAAACCAAAAGAGGGAAAAAAUAAAAAGUAUUUGAUUCGUGCUUUAUUUUCAUAUGGAAAUUAUGAUGGAAAAAAUCUGCAACAGUCUUUUCAACUGUAUCUUGGAGUGGACCUUUGGCAAGAUAUUGAUUUCAUUGAAUAUUACUAUCAUACAGAGAUUAUUCACACUCCUUCAACUGACACAAUACAUGUGUGCCUUAUAAAGUCUAGUCCAACAAUUCCUUGCAUUUCUUCAUUGGAAUUGAGGCUUUUGAAUAAUUCCAUUUAUCAGAAUGAGGAGAUAAACUCUACCGGUGCUCCACAACCUCUACUGAAAUUGGAAGAAAGGUUUGAUGUUGGCCCCUCGACCUGUUACUACAAAGACCCCAGGAAUUUUGUUGGUCGAAGAGACGCUAGGUAUAAAGACGACGUGUAUGAUCGGAUGUGGAGUUGUGACCAAUUAUUGUACAUAACUUUCGAUUGGUAUCCAAUGGGUUUGGAUGAAUCUAUAAAUAUGGAUAAUGCAACCAAUGAUACUUAUAAAUUACCUGCCAACGUUUUGAAGAGUGCAGCUCAACCAAGGAAUGUGACACGUACCUUGGGAUUUGUCUAUACUGCAUAUAGUAGUACUGCACAGUAUUAUGUUUACCUUCACUUUAAUGAAAUUGAGAAACUUUCGGAUGGGAAAAAAAGAAAAAUAAAUAUCACCUUCAAGAACCAACCUGUCCCCUCUAAGCCUAUAGUUCUUGAUUACUUGAAGCCUGUUACUCUCAACAUCAAAAUUCAAGGUGAUGUUUUGUUUAACAUUAGUGCAACCUCAGAUUCGAAUGCUCCUCCUAUACUCAAUGCUUACGAGAUCUAUAAGCUCAUUACCCCACUUGAUUCGCCUACAUACGCUCAAGAUGUUGGUGCAAUCACGGAUAUAAAAAGCUCCUAUCUGGUCAAUAAAUUGAGUUGGCAAGGAGACCCUUGUCUUCCUACGGAAUAUGCAUGGGAAGGUCUUGUUUGCACAGGUGACACCAUUCCAAGGAUCACAUCUUUGAACCUGAGCUCAAGCAAACUAACGGGGGAGAUAAACAUUUCAUUCUCAUAUCUUACAGAACUAGAAUUUCUGGAUUUGUCGUACAACGAGUUGGAAGGGUCUUUGCCAGAAUUUCUAGCACAUUUGCCAAAGUUAAAAGUUCUCAAUCUAACGGGAAACAAGCUUUCUGGUCCAAUUCCUAAGGAUCUCAAGGAAAAGGCAGACAAUACAACGUUGGAAUUAAGUGUGGCUGGCAAUCAUGAUCUUUGUAUGACGGGUUCGUGCAAAAAGAAGAACAUUGUUGUACCACUUGUUGCAUCAUUUUCAGCAUUAUUUCUAAUCAUCUUGAUCUCUCUUGGAUUUCGCAUAUUCAAAAGACAAAAAGGUCUUGGAUUUGACAUAUCCAAAAGACAAAAAGCUUUAUCAUUUCAUGUAAUUCCACCGGCACGUUCUAAUUCAAAGAAGUGGGGUUCACUAAAAUCAAAACAUCAUGCAUUCAGUUACAAUGAAAUUCUCAAUAUUACUGAUAACUUCAAAACUAUAAUUGGAGAAGGAGGAUUCGGAAAAGUUUACAUCGGCAUUUUACAAGAUCGCACUCAAUUAGCUGUAAAAAUGCUUUCAACUUCAUCGAAGCAAGGGUAUAAGGAAUUUCAAUCAGAGGUGCAACUAUUAAUGAUUGUUCAUCAUAGGAAUCUGGUCUCUCUCAUUGGAUAUUGUGAUGAAGGUGAAAUCAAAGCACUGAUUUAUGAGUACAUGGCGAAUGGAAAUCUCCAACAAUAUUUAUUAGUGGAAAAUUCAAAUAUCUUAAACUGGACUAAGAGACUUAAAAUUGCAGUUGAUGCAGCACAUGGAUUGGAUUAUCUGCAUAAUGGGUGUAAACCACCUAUUAUGCAUAGAGAUUUGAAGUCUUCCAACAUAUUACUAGAUGAGAACUUACAUGCCAAGAUUGCUGAUUUUGGUCUAAGUAGAGCUUUUGGUAAAGAUGAUGAUUCUCAUAUAUCUACGCGCCCUGCUGGUACAUUUGGUUACGUUGAUCCACAAUUUCAAAGAACAGGAAACACAAACAAGAAAAAUGAUAUUUACAGCUUUGGAAUUAUUCUAUUUGAGCUGAUCACUGGCAAGAAAGCACUAAUAAAAGCACCUGAUGAAACCAUUCACAUACUUCAAUGGGUUCUUCCCUUAAUAAAAGGUGGAGAUAUUCAAAACAUUGUUGAUACGAGGUUGCAAGGUGAAUUCAACAUCAAUUCUGCAUGGAAAGUUGUUGAGGUAGCCAUGUCUUGCAUUUCACAAACUGCAGCUGAAAGGCCAGACAUAAGCCAAAUACUGGUAGAGCUAAAGGAAUGUCUAUCUUUGGAAAUAGUUCAAAGCAAUACCGGAAGCGCAAGAGAUAUAAUUGAAUUGACUUCUUUAUCUACUGGAUCAGAAAUCACUCCAUCAGCUAGGUAACCACUGCAUGAUGAUGAUCUCUUCAUCCUAUAUCCAGUGUCACCUCGAACGUCCAAGUAUAUUAGUCUUAUGAUAUGUACUUUUGAAAGUUUUCCAGGAACAAAAAGAGUUCUGUUACAACUACUAUGGUAUGAGUGAUGCUUAUUAAAUCACUACUUUCCUCCUAAACUCUUAGGAAGGAUAAGGUACAUGAGAUAUAAAUAAAUUGUUAGUUGUUACAAUAAAAACAAAAAUUAUGUAUGCAUUUAUUUUACUAAUUA